This is a messenger RNA of Lotus japonicus, 2938 nucleotides long. Its product is annotated as pentatricopeptide repeat-containing protein At1g22960, mitochondrial. The record is from RefSeq and is a predicted model, not a curated record. NCBI's taxonomy places the organism in Eukaryota, Viridiplantae, Streptophyta, Magnoliopsida, Fabales, Fabaceae. The transcript has 2 exons. Gene Ontology annotation, molecular function: protein binding. The coding region runs from base 240 to 2321 and encodes 693 amino acids.
AAACUUGAAUCCAACAAGAAAAGUGAGCAUUUAACCAAAAGAAGAAAAAACUUGACAAGGAUAUAGGCACAACGUGUUCGGGUUGUAAAAGAGGCUCCGAAAAUGCCACGGGUGCGGGUGUUUCACUCGUUUUUUCCACUCCCACACCAAACCCAUCACAACACCCUAAAACCUGCACCACCGUCCCCGCCACUCAGCCGCCGUUGAUUGAUGGCAUCGCCGCCACCACCGCCCAAUCAAUGACCCUCUCUUUCAGAUUCUUCUCCACUCCAGCAGCCACAGCCCUCAAAUCUCGCUUCCUCUUCUCCUUCAGCACAUGCUCCUCAACCCACCACGACGCCGUUUCACGCCCUUCCCCCGUUUCCGAUCACUUGCGCGCCGCGGUUUCCCAGCCUGAGCUUCUCGUCCGGGUCCUCCACUCGGUCCGAACCCGACCCGGAACUGCUCUCAGAUUCUUCCGUUGGGUCGAGAGGCAACCCGGGUUUACUGGGUCUGAAUCGGCGUUCGCCGCCAUCCUCGAUAUUCUCGCCAGGAACGGUUGGAUGAGGUCUGCGUAUUGGGUCAUGGAGAAGAAUGUGGUUGCUGUGAAAAUGGAGGAUGCUGUCAUGGAUGUUUUGGUUAGUGGUUCUUCUUCUUCUUCUUCUUCUUCUUCGGUUAAGCUUCUUGAUUUGUUGCUUUUUAUUCUGUCGAAAAAAUCGAUGCUCGAGAAGUGUUUGUUGGUUUUCUACAAGAUGAUUCAUAAUGGGUUGUUACCUGGUGUGAGGAAUUGCAAUAGGGUUCUUAGGAUGCUUAGGGAUAGGAACAUGGUGAAUGAAGCUAGUGAGGUUUUUAAUGUGAUGAUUGAGUGUGGGAUAAGACCUACCACUGUUACUUAUAACACCUUGAUGGAUUCGUUUUGCAAGGAAGGGGAGGUUCAGCGCGCGGUUGAGCUUCUCACUCGAAUGCGGCUAACCAGGUGUGCUCCCGAUGAUGUGACGUAUAAUAUUUUGGUGAAUGGUUGGUCUAACAAAGGGGAGUUGGAGCAGGCGAGGAAACUGAUUGAGGAGAUGUUGAAAUUGGGGCUGAAGGUUUCGGCUUACACGUAUAACCCGCUGAUUCGCGGGUAUCGUGAGAAAGGGCUGCAUGAGGAAGCAGCGGAUGUAUGGGAGAUGUUGGAUAGAGAAGCUUUGUCUACUGUGGCGACCUACAAUACGAUUAUGUGUGGUCUUUGCAAGUGUGGAAGGGUGAGUGAUGCAAGGCCGCUGUUAGAUGAUAUGAUGAAUAAAAAUGUGAUGCCGGACUUGGUUUCCUAUAAUACUCUAAUUUAUGGUUACAGCAGGUUGGGCAACAUGGGGGAGGCUUUUCACUUGUUUGAUGAGUUGAGAUAUAGAAGUCUUGUUCCCACUGUUGUGACCUAUAAUACGCUUAUAGACGGUCUUUGCAGAUUGGGGGACAUGGAUAAAGCCAGGCGGUUAAAAGAUGAUAUGAUCAGACACGGACCUCAUCCUGAUGUAUUUACUUUUACAACUCUUGUCAGAGGAUUUUGCAUCACGGGGAACUUACCAAUGGCUAAGGAGCUAUUUGAAGAGAUGCUUCAUAGAGGAUUGCAGCCAGAUCGUCUUGCAUACACAACUCGGAUAGUGGGUGAACUGAAACUUGGUGACCCAUUUAAGGCUUUUGGUAUGCAGGAAGAAAUGCUUGCCAACUUUCCUCCUGAUUUGAUCGUAUAUAAUAUCUUCAUCGAUGGGCUUUAUAAAUUGGGCAAUUUGAAAGAAGCCAAUGAACUUGUGCAUAAAAUGCUCCACGAAGGACUUGUUCCAGAUCAUGUAACAUAUACUAGCAACAUCCAUGCUCACUUGAUGGCUGGGCAUCUUAGGAAGGCUAGUGCGGUGUUCCGUAUGAUGUUGGAGAAAGGGAUAUUACCUUCAGUUGUUACUUAUACAGUUUUGAUUCAUUCAUAUGCAGUUAGGGGCAGGCUGCAACUUGCUCUUAAGUACUUUUUUGAGAUGCAAGAGAAGGGUGUUGAUCCAAAUGUGAUCACCUACAAUGCUUUAAUCAAUGGAUUUUGCAAAGUGAGAAAAAUGGAUCUGGCAUACAGUUUUUUUGCGGAAAUGCAAGCAAAGGGUAUUUAUGCAAAUAAGUACACCUACACCAUUUUAAUAAAUGAGAACUGCAACUUAGGCCGAUGGCAGGAGGCUUUGAGGUUGUAUAGGGAAAUGCGAGAUAGAGAAAUUGAACCUGAUUCUUGCACACAUAGUGCACUAUUGUUGAAGCAUCUAAACAAAGACUAUAAAUUCCAUGCACUUCAGCAUCUUGAGAGUGUAAUUGGAGGUGGUGAAUAAACUUAUGAUGUAAAGGUGAAGGAAUGAUUAUUUGUUAUUCUGGUUUUGGCAUUCCCAUAUGACUGAUGACAUCCCUACAUUUGGAUGGGUUUUUGCCUCGUUGAGGUGUGAAGUUCCUGAGACAUAAUCGUGUAUAUUUAUGUGUCUGUCAUGGAUAAGAUGCCAAUGGUUGUUUCUGAUGAUUGAUGGCCAAACUUCAACUGUUCAAAUGUUUUCACACGUUAAAUACUCUGUCUGGUUAAUACUUGGAAGAGUGUGGAUCAACAAAGAUUCAGAGAUAUGUCACAUUAAUGACAUUAUGCAUAGAAGGCUAGUGGUAUACAGAUUAAACUCACUCCUCUGUCAAAAUAUUUUAAAUUAAUUUUUGACAUAGACCCCUUCCCAGACCCGUGUAUGCAGAAGCUUUGUGCACCGGGCUGCCCUUUUUUGACAUAAUCAUACCCCAUUAUUUUAAUUCAUUUUUCAUAGUCCUCUUGGGGAAGAGUUUUUUUUUUUUACAAUGGUGCUUAUUCUUUGCAUGAUAAUUGUGAUUAUCAUUUGUAAGCCUAGUGAUACACAUUUUGUAUCCAUCAAAACUUGUAUAAUGCUUGGAAUAAAAAGUUAGAUCCCUUCUGUGC